GACGGAUAUCGGUUGGUUUUAGAAUAUGCAGAUGGGGGAACACUUCGUAGAUAUUUAGAAGAAAAUUUCUCCGAUCUUAAUUGGCAAAAUAAAUACAAUUUGGCUUUACAAUUAUCGCAUGCAAUAAAAUGCUUACAUGAUGAGGAAAUACGUAUCGAGAGUAAUAGU
Molecule: messenger RNA, 168 nt
Organism: Funneliformis geosporum
Lineage: Eukaryota; Fungi; Glomeromycota; Glomeromycetes; Glomerales; Glomeraceae
Source: the annotation of a GenBank genome assembly